Messenger RNA from Stylophora pistillata, 2499 nucleotides. RefSeq names its product neurotrypsin. Gene Ontology annotation, cellular component: membrane. The record is from RefSeq and is a predicted model, not a curated record. Lineage: Eukaryota; Metazoa; Cnidaria; Anthozoa; Scleractinia; Pocilloporidae.
CUAAAACCUUCAGGGAAAUCACUUCUGACGAAAACAAGGUGAUUUUCCCUUUGCUGGAUCUCGGAGUCUAAUUUCAAGAACAUCCAUAAGUCAGAUGGCUUCGUCCGACCAGACGUGUAACAUCGGAGUGAAUUCAGUAGCGUUGAUGAUGUUUUCUAUAGCAGUGGUAUCAAUCUCUCAUUCCUUAGAGGUCGCAGAGGGCAAUUCAGAACACAACUCGAAGAAAUCCAUGCCGAUACCUGAAUUCAGGCCGAUUGGCUGCUUUGUGGAUAGCGGUUUAAAACCUCGACCAAUUCCCAAGCUGAUUGCUAACUUCCGUGGUAAGAUCGAUUGGCAUAAUCUAAAUAAAACCGUGGCAGAAUGUGCUCGAAGAGUCAACUUAAAAGGCUUCCAUUACUUUGGUGUUCAGUUCUAUGGCGAAUGUUGGAGUGGAGAUAAUGUUGAACUUACUUAUAACAAGCAAGGAACCUCUAAAAACUGCUUUCAAGGAGUUGGAAGGCGAAGGGCAAAUUUUGUCUAUGGUUUUGUGGAGAAAGAAAUGAGCGCGCGUCUUGUAAAUGGUCCAAGUUCGAAAAGUGGCCGUGUGGAAGUUUUCUAUCGAGGAAGCUGGGGUACAGUAUGCAGUAAAGAAUGGGACAUGCGCGAUGCAGAAGUGGUGUGCCGUAUGGUGGGUUACUCAGGUGCUCUCCGAGCUUAUCGGGACGGCAGAUACGGAUCAGGGAAAAGUCGUGUGCGACUUGGAGAUGUACAGUGUAAAGGAAAUGAGGAGAAUCUUGCUUUCUGUUCACACAAAGAUUACAGUAACUGCACACAGUCAGAAAUUGCAGCAGUGAAAUGCAAAUCAGCGUCAGCGUCAGCUCAGAUCCAACCAAGAAUAAGUUAUCGUCUCGUGGGAGGAAACAGCCGCAGUGAAGGACGGGUAGAGGUGUAUUAUGCUCGGCAAUGGGGGACAAUCUGCGACAAAGGCUGGGAUCUCACUGAUGCGGGAAUUUUGUGUCGGAUGUUGGCUUACACAGGUGCCAGGGCUACUCCAAAGUACGGCCAAGGUUCAGGUCGCAUAUGGCUCAGCGAUGUCAAGUGUAACGGCACUGAAGAUUCAAUAUUCAGAUGCAAAAACGCUGGAUGGGGAAAUGUUGAUAAUUGUGACCACUCAAAUGACGCAGGAGCAGAGUGCUAUCAUGAUUAAACGAGCACUCUUCCUGUUGUGAUUCCUCGUCAUCUUCACCAGUUUUGCACAGACAAAUCAAACAUUAACCAUUCCCUCCCCUCCCCUCCCCCCUUUUUUUUCAAUUGUUUGGUAUUGGACGAAUCUUAAGCAUUGCUGCGUGUUGUCUUGCUCAAACAUUUGAAAUGACUAAAUUUAAUCGCUGUAGUUCGGUCUUUCACCAUCAGUCGUAAAAUCACUCUGGAAAUAGAUGUUUAUACCUACAUUAAUCUGUUGUGUAACCUAUCGUGAGAGCAGCAUUACUUUCAAGAAAAAGCUAUAAGAAUUGUAUGGCCAUUUAGCACUCCAAAUGAGCGCGACCCUGAUUAAUUACAAAUGUUGUGUUUUCUAGAUUUGACAGCUAGAAAUAACCGAGAGUGAACUUUUUCUAAGUGACCCGAUUACGCCAAGGUGGUCUCAAUAAUUGAGGAAAAGAUUCCUUUUUUCCACAUUCCCUAUUUCCUUUCUAAUGUUGAAAAUACUUUAUCUUUUUUUUUUCGAAGUCAGAAUUCCGUUUAGCAAUGAUAAGUUAGUGGCACGAAGAAUCAAAUCAAACUGAUCACAAUCGAUUAGGAAAAAAAAUUGUUUACUCUGCGCAAAUAAAAACUCUGCAUCCGUUAGUUCCCUUCGAUAGCGCUUUCGUUGUAGCUUUUGUUGUAGCUUUUCAUUUCUCAAUCAAGCUUUUUAAGUGUAUUUUACCUUUUAAUUAUUGCAUUCAUUCGCUCAUUCCUUCUGUCAUUUCAAAUGUUACUGCUGACACGUCACGUACGUCAGUGCAGGCUACGCGAAGUGAACCGACUUACUCAAUCUUCUCAUUACAGUGUAGGAACUAACCUGUCACAUGAUAUUUACUUGAAGCGUGUUUCCAACACGGUACGCUAAGAUCUCAGUUAGAUCUUUUUGGCAGGAAUUCAUUCGAAUUCAGAUAAAUGUGAUCGUUCUUUUCAUGCAACUUAUCCAAUUUGAAGCUUCUUUAUCAUUGAUUAUACGUACGGAACACCUCAAAAAUCCUACGCACCAAUCCGAAUAAGCUUUUCAAAACAUUCGGAGAAAUAUAAGUUAUAAACGAUUUUACAAAUUCUGAGAAAAUAGGUCUAACCGGUGAACUAAUGUGUGAAUUUGAGAGUUAAUCGGCUACAGUAAUCCACAUGCAACUCUCAAAUCACUUGCGCUAAGAAGUUGUUUACCGAAAACUGAACGGACAUACAUCGCUUUAGUUGGCGAGGAGCGACGAAUAGCUCAAACCAGAGUCUUUUUGCCGCGUGAAAUUAAACCGCUUCGUGAAACUUCCGCAA